CCAAUGGCACCUCAAAGACUAGCUUUGAUCAUACUUCUCUUAACCCUCACGUUCUCUUCUUCACUCUCUGACAAUGGUGGCAUUGCUGUGUACUGGGGCCAAGACGCUCGAGAAGGCAAUUUGAUAACCACGUGUAACAGUGGAAAGUACGCCAUUGUGCUCCUCGCUUUCCUCAACCAGUUCGGUUCAGGGAGAAUGCCAGCUGUCAACUUCGCCGGUCACUGCGAUGCUUCAUCGGGAAGGUGCGCCGAACUACAGCCCCAAAUUAGUUACUGCCAGGAGAAAGGCAUCAAGGUGCUCCUUUCAAUUGGAGGAGCCUCUGGAGGGUACUGGCUGAGCUCGGCGGAGGACGCAAAGAUCGUGGCAACCUACCUCUUCACCAACUUCCUCAGCGGCGAAUACGGUCCACUUGGAGGCGUCAUGCUGGACGGCAUCGACUUCGACAUCGAAAAUGGAGAGAAUUACUGGGACGAUCUUGCAAGGGAACUCGAUUUCUUACGGCAAACGACGGGGCGUUACUUUUACUUGUCGGCAGCCCCUCAGUGCCCAACAGACCCAAUCAACUAUCUCGACAAAGCCAUCGCCACCAAACUCUUCGAUUACAUCUUCGUUCAGUUCUACAAUAACCCUAGUUGCUCCUACACCAGUGGCACCGACGCCCUCUUGGAGUCCUGGGACAAGUGGGUCGACUUGGUAGCCUCCAACAACUCGCUCUUCUUGGGAGUGCCAGCAGCGUCCAGCGCUGGCGACGGUUACAUUCCGCCGGAGGUCCUCAACGACGAGGUGCUUCCGCACGCGAAGGAAGCCUCCAACUACGGGGGAGUCAUGCUGUGGAAUAGAUACCACGAUGUUCAGAAUGGCUACAGUGAUAGCAUACUAUCCAAUGUGAUUAAGUCCAAGUUGCAGGUGUCUGUGGCGUCCGUUUCCGACGCAAUUUACCAGUAGGAAGGUACAACCACCGUAGGCAUGUACUAUGCACGGAAUAAAUAACAUGUCAGCUAUGUUUCCCUUGCCUGAAGUCAUGCUCUGCAUGGUCUUGGGUUGCAAGUAAUGUAAUGGAUGUAAGUUGGAUUUGAAAUAAUGGAUGUUUCUUCCUGUA
This is a messenger RNA of Vigna angularis (adzuki bean), 1099 nucleotides long. RefSeq names its product acidic endochitinase. Gene Ontology annotation, molecular function: chitinase activity. The record is from RefSeq and is a predicted model, not a curated record. The transcript is spliced from 2 exons. Lineage: Eukaryota; Viridiplantae; Streptophyta; Magnoliopsida; Fabales; Fabaceae. Gene Ontology annotation, cellular component: extracellular region. The coding region runs from base 4 to 945 and encodes 313 amino acids. Gene Ontology annotation, biological process: carbohydrate metabolic process.